Molecule: messenger RNA, 2171 nt
Organism: Cornus florida
Lineage: Eukaryota; Viridiplantae; Streptophyta; Magnoliopsida; Cornales; Cornaceae
Product: fasciclin-like arabinogalactan protein 4
Exons: 2
Coding region: 127-1392 (421 amino acids)
Biological process (GO): multidimensional cell growth; abscisic acid-activated signaling pathway; mucilage biosynthetic process involved in seed coat development
Cellular component (GO): plasma membrane
Source: RefSeq, a predicted model, not a curated record
UCGCCAUCAUACACCAUUAUCACACCAUUCCCUCACACACAGAAUCCCACCCCAAUCCCUUCUGUCACUCACUUACCCACACUCACUCCUUACCCUCGACUCUCUGCUUCAAUCUUCAGACCAAAAAUGGCUACCUUCUCCAUUUCCCAUUUUACCCCUAUCACAUUCAUCUAUUUCCUUCUCUUCUCCUCCAGCUCCACCCCCAUUUUGGCUCUCAACAUCACCAAUCUACUAUCUUCAUACCCUGAUCUCUCCGACUUUUCUGACCUCCUCACCUCCACCUACGUCGCCGCCGAUCUGACCCACCGCUCCUCCCUCACCCUCCUCGUCGUCCCAAACUCCUUCCUCCGCUCCUCCGAUCUGACCCACCACUCCCCCUCCAACCUCGCCGACGUCAUCCGCUACCACGUCCUCCUCGAGUACAUAUCCUGGUCCGACCUCCGUAAGAUUCCGUCCGCCGGUGAACUCGUCACCACCCUCUACCAGACCACCGGCCGCGCCACCAGCAACUUCGGCUCCGUCAACAUCACCCGCAUCCCGGGGAGCGACGCCGUCUCCGUCCGCUCCCCCGCUGCGUACUCCCCCUCCAACGCCACCAUUCUCUCUCUCGUCAAGACGCUUCCCUACAACGUCAGCAUCUUCACCGUCAAUUCCCUCAUUGUCCCAUACGGGUCCGAUCUCAUGGCCUCCGAAAGUCGACCCCCAUUGGGUCUCAACAUCACCAAAGCCCUCAUCGACGGCCACAACUUCAACGUCGCCGCGUCGAUGCUGGCGGCCUCGGGUGUCGUCGAGGAAUUCGAAGCCCGUGAAGGCGGUGCCGGAAUUACCCUUUUCGUCCCCACCGACGAAGCGUUCUCGGAUCUUCCGGCGACUGCCAAGUUUCAAUCUUUGCCGGCGGACAAGAAAGCGGUGGUGUUGAAGUUUCAUGUCUUGCCUUCGUACUAUCCGCUUGGAUCUCUGGAGUCAAUCGUGAACCCGAUUCAGCCGACGCUGGGGACUGAGGCGAUGGGUGCCGGAAGCUACACUCUGAACAUAUCGAGGGUUAAUGGGUCGGUGGCGAUCGACACCGGGAUCGUUCAGGCGUCAGUGACGCAGACGGUGUUUGAUCAGAACCCAGUUGCGAUUUUCGGGGUUUCAAGGGUCUUGUUGCCGAGAGAGAUCUUUGGGAAGAUCCCAGUGGUGUCGACGAAGCCUAGUGAUGGCGGUACAGGUGGUGCUCCGCCGCCGGAAGUCGCUUUGUCGCCGGAAUCUUAUGGUCCACCGAGUCAUUUGUCAUCCCCGCCGGGUUUUCGCCAGGAUAUCCGAUCUGAAGCGGCCAAAAAUGGCGUUCAGAGCUCGAUUAUGGCUCUCUGUUGUAUAGGAUUGUAUCUAUUGUGCGCAGUUGCAGUCUGAAACUUUUUGCUAAAGUGGCACCACAUCACCUGAGGUGUGUACCAUUAUUACCGGCGGAGAGGAAAGGAAUCGAUUUGUUGGAGGUCAUUUUCAGGAAUGUGAUGGGCAUUUUCGUCAAAUCAAAAGAAGUACGAGUACUACGAAAUGCGCACACACAUACACAGCGAAUCCAGUUUGGAUACUAAUGGCACUUCGGUAGAUUUAAUUUGGCGGUACUACGGUACGUAAAUUAGUGGCGAAAGUGGUUGACAGAGGGAAAGUUGAGUGGUCCCACAAAUGGACGGUCUGAUCUGGGCUGAUUCCGAAAGCUGAUGUCCCCCGCAUGUGCCUGCCGUUGGAUGGUGAUUGGGAAGGCAGUGUACGGCCAGAUCUGGAUUCUCUCAUUGGGAAGUGUAGUAGUGUACACUACAGUGUAUGUGCUCAGAUAGUAACGUAUGAUGGACCCAUUUUAGUACUAGUAUGUGAUUGUCUUCGCGCAAUUGGGUGCUGAUAAAGUGCAACACGAAAGCCUGAAGAUCCGAUAGUCGUCCGACACAGAGAGACGUAGAUUUCGGUGACUAGGAGAGGUGAGUGUUUUGAUGGGCCGGUUCAUUAUUUAGUCCUAAGACAGGCUUGCAUUGCAUGGUUGCUAGAUAGCUAAUAUGGGCCACUCUCAUUCAUUUCCUAACUUCAUGUUCCAUUUAUUUCGUUGAGUGGUUGAUGUAAUAAAGUAGUAGUAGCACCGAACUGGUUCUUUCAAUUUGAAAUCUUUAACUAAUUUUUUUUUAAUUUUAAAUUUA